Uloborus diversus is the source of this 1962-nucleotide messenger RNA. RefSeq lists its product as uncharacterized. The transcript is spliced from 2 exons. Lineage: Eukaryota; Metazoa; Arthropoda; Arachnida; Araneae; Uloboridae. The coding region runs from base 1 to 1962 and encodes 653 amino acids. The record is from RefSeq and is a predicted model, not a curated record.
AUGUUCGAAUAUGAACGAGUUAAAUCUACCAUAUCUGCUUGUACUAAAAAAAUUCAUGGACAAGAUGGCAUGAUCGAAGACGUUCAUUUGUAUUUAAGAAAUUUGAGAGGUUCUGCAGCCUAUUGGAGAGGGGCUUUAAAUGAACUCGUAGCCCAGAUUAAAUGUCUGGGGCCACCAACUUACUUUGUCACCUUCAGCUGUAAUGAUUUGCAUUGGACUGACAUGAAAAAGGCGUUGUUGAUUGUCGACGAUCGCUCCGACGAAGAUCCAAAUGACUUGGACAUUAUAUCGACACAGCGCCUUACAGAACAAUAUCCAGUGAUUGUUAGUCGUCAUUUUAUGGUCAGAGUAAAUGCUCUCAUGAAGUUAAUCCUCCGCAACAAUAAAAUCCUGGGUGGCAAAGUAAAUGACUUCUGGUGGCGCGUUGAGUUCCAAAAUCGUGGCAGUCCCCAUCUGCACAUGAUUAUUUGGAUUGAAAAUCAUCCUUCGUUCGAAACACCUGAAGGAAUCCUAAAACUUGACGAAGUUCUGACCUGUGAAUUACCCCCCGUUGACGAUGAACUUUAUGAGAUCGUCAAAAAGUGCCAAAUACAUCAUCAUACGCAUACGUGUGAGAAAAAUAACUCUGAUACCUGCCGAUUCAACUUUCCCAGAAAAGUUUGCACUGAAACACGCAUCAUCGCUCAUACAUCAGAUGAGUUCAUUCGUAACGGUGGAAGAAUUUGCCUCUUGAAACGCCGACCCAAAGAGAGUUAUGUGAAUAACUAUAAUAAGUCACUUCUUUUGAUAUGGAAGGGCAACAUGGAUAUUCAACCAUGUGGCUCCAAUGAAUCUAUAGCAUAUUACGUCGCUAAGUACAUAUCCAAGUCCGAACCCACACAGUUAAAUUCCAGCAUUGCACAGGCGAUUCAACAAAUCCGCCGAGAUGAGACAAAUAUUUCUCGCAAACUUUUCAAAAUAUGUAUGCGUCUAAUGAGUGAGCGACAAGUUUCGGCAUGCGAGUGUGUUUUUAGACUCUGCCAUUUAAAUUUACGAGACAGUUCAAGACAAUGUGUUUUCCUCAACACCAGAAAACCCGAGCAAAGAUACAGAGUAUUAAAAUUCAACGAAGCGGGAGAUAACACCGGACUGUGCGCAAACAUCUUUGAUAGAUACGAAAAAAGACCUCUGGAGCAUCAAAAUUUCAACUUUGCGAACAUGACCUUGAUGGAAUUCGCCAUGAAAUUUAAACCAUAUUACGCGAAACCACAAAGCAAAGAAUUUGUUGAGGAGAGUAUUGACAUUGACGUUUAUAAUGAUAAUGUUCCCCAUAAGAGAAAAAAAAAAGAAUUGAUUACUUUGAUGGACAAUUGUAAAAUAGAAAUAAGAAAUGUAACUGCUGUUGUAAGAGUUCCAUACUUCGUUGCCUCCACUGAUCCGGAGAAUUUUUACUAUAGUCUUCUUCUGCAAUACAUGCCCUACCGCUCGGAGCAAGAACUACUUGAAGGAUUUAAUUCUUCAAAAGAAGCCUUUCUUGCUCGAGAAGAGGCUUUAAAAAGAAACAGCGAGCAAAUGGAAGAAUAUCGAGAACGAGAUAGACAACUGGAGAAUGCCUUUAACCAAGCUCACGCAUUCGAAAUACUCGAUGCAGAACCGCUUGAAUUGCAGGAAGACGUUGACGAAGAAGUUUUGGAACAACAAAUAAUGGACGACAUUCAAUUUCAAAAUGCAGUCCAAGCAAUGAACUUGCGUCAAAAAGACAUAUUCAAGUACAUUACAUCAAGUAUUCAAGACCAAUUGGGUGGCAGCCAACACCGAGAAAGACUUUUCAUCACUGGCCAAGCUGGCACUGGAAAAACAUUUCUUUUCAAUCUACUGAAAAAUCAAGUCAACCGAUGUUACGCCAAGCCAGUAGUCAAAAUUCGCAUUCAUGUGGACCAAAAGGUGCAAGUGCCAGAGAUGAAUCAGGAAGAGCAUGUGUGA